AUGGCCGACAAGUUCCACCCUGUGCUACCUGAUCCAGCGAUCCCCGGCUCACUUCCGCCCCAAGGGAUAGCUGUCGCGCCACCGCCAUGGCCGCUGAAGGCGAAACACUACGCCUUUCUAUUCCGCGCCGCGUCUGAAGACCCAGGAGCUGGUUACCGCGUGGAGGAAAACGCAAAUAACGUCGAGGAUGUGCUGCAGGGACUUCCUGCUGGCGCGUAUCAUCCUAUGGAGGUUGUACAUCCGGAUGCGUUGAAGCCUUUGGAUGGGAAGCCGCAGCGCGGCGGAGGGUUGCACACCAUCGUGCUCGUCCGCUAUGACGAUACGCCCGUGGGACCUUACGACGAGCUUAUUCUGAUCCCGGGUGCCUUCACCAACCCCCACACCGGAAAAAAGGAUCUCAGGAUCACGAACAUCUACGUCUCGACGGAUAAGAGCGCUUUCAACGGCAGAAGGAACUGGAACAUUGGCAAACACAUCGCGCGCUUUGAGUUCACCUCACGCCCGGGACACCCGCGCGACGAAGUCGUGAAGGUGUUUCAUCCAGAUGAUUCGCCCCUUGCAUCACCUCUAGCGCCUGCGCCAUUCUUCACCGCCGUGCUCACGAAUUCACGAAUUCCCGCGCUCCCCGCACCCUUCAACAUAGCUCCGUUCUCGAUCGUGCAACCGCCACUCCUCCCGCCUCGUUACGAUGAGGGCGUCAUGCCCUCCAUCAUCGGCACGGACGAUAGUGUGAACGGGAGAUAUAACCCAUGGCUGUGCAUCUCGCCGGUGUACAAGGGCCGCUGGCAGCUUGCGUAUAUCUCCGCCCUGCCCGAGGACGAGGGUGGGCUGCCGGGCCUGGGCGAUGGCGUGGGAUUCCCUGUGGUCAAGCCCAUCAGUGCGGGUGCUCUGUUCACGGGGCACAUCGACUUUCCUGCGAGCACUAUCGUUGGCGGACUAUGA
Peniophora sp. CBMAI 1063 is the source of this 942-nucleotide messenger RNA. The record is from the annotation of a GenBank genome assembly. Lineage: Eukaryota; Fungi; Basidiomycota; Agaricomycetes; Russulales; Peniophoraceae.